Messenger RNA from Colletotrichum spaethianum, 201 nucleotides. RefSeq lists its product as uncharacterized. NCBI's taxonomy places the organism in Eukaryota, Fungi, Ascomycota, Sordariomycetes, Glomerellales, Glomerellaceae. The record is from RefSeq and is a predicted model, not a curated record. The coding region runs from base 1 to 201 and encodes 66 amino acids. The transcript has a single exon.
AUGCGUGGCGUCCUCCUCACCGUCCUCGCCCUCGUCGCCGCCUCUGUCGCGCAGGCCCCCGCCGAACCCUACACCGGUCCCUGUAGCGACGACGCCUGCGGCGUUGAGAGCGAGAACUGCGAAGUCCAGGGCCGACAGUGCUUCCCUUUCCCCAACAUCGCCCCGGCGCUUCGCGAGGGCUGUGUCUGCGGCUCCGGCUAG